AUGCUAAGAAGCAGAGAGAGAAGGCAAGUGUAUCUACUUGACUAUGUGGAGGAGUACUGCUUGGACACAGGCUUCGGUGAGCUCGUUGUUCAGCAAUGCCUACAGAUCCCAGUCUCUCUUGGAGUAUCUCUGCUUGAGGCUACUGGCCUGUACAAAGGGUGGAGAAAGAUCUCAUCCAAAGGUGAUUCAGCCUCCAACCUGCGAGCAAGGCGUUUCUCAAUUCUCAGUCAUCGAUUACUCACUGUCCUCAGUUCGGCGAACGGAGAAAUGGAUCAAAGUGCACUGCCGGCGUUUCUUCCACGACCAAUACUAUUACUGCUUCUCACGAUUCUUUCUGCAACAGCUGUUACUGCUUUAUACGGUCCAUCCUCUCCCGUCCUUCAGCUAAAUCCUUCCAACUUCAAGUCUAAGGUCCUUGAUUCUAAUGGCAUUGUUUUAGUGGAGUUGGUAGGGCAACUAAUUGUAGAAUGUUACCUUCUCAAGUGUUUCCCAGUUCCUUAUGCUCUCUUCUUAAAUGUCGUGGCAACAGUUGCUGCUUUUAUUGGGCAACACAUAGUGAGGAGGUUGAUUGUGGUGUUAGGAAGAGCCUCAUUGAUCAUCUUCAUCCUGGCAUUCAUGGCAUUCACAAUUGACAUACCAAUAAUUGAUUAUGACUUGGCAGUGCUUAUCCAGCCAAUGCUAAUGCUUGGAAUUAGUGUUGGAUUUAAGAUGAUCAUGGCUGCUGGAAUUAUUGAUCCAACCAAGGUGGUGAGAUGUUGUUUAAAGCGUACUGCACGCGAUGUAAGGAGGCUUACUGGAAGAAAGUUUGAAGACAAAGAAGUGCAAAGGGACAUGAAACUUGUUCCUUACAAAAUUGUUAACAAGGAUGAACAACCAUAUAUACAAGUCAAGAUCAAAGAUGGUGAAACCAAAGUUUCUUUUUCUAGCAUACUUCAAGCUACUAAGGAUGCAGGCAUCAUUACUGGAUUGAACUCUUUUGUAUCUAAGCUGGGCAUGUAG
This is a messenger RNA of Ipomoea nil (Japanese morning glory), 999 nucleotides long. RefSeq lists its product as uncharacterized. NCBI's taxonomy places the organism in Eukaryota, Viridiplantae, Streptophyta, Magnoliopsida, Solanales, Convolvulaceae. Gene Ontology annotation, molecular function: ATP binding; ATP-dependent protein folding chaperone. The transcript is spliced from 2 exons. Gene Ontology annotation, biological process: protein ubiquitination. The record is from RefSeq and is a predicted model, not a curated record. Gene Ontology annotation, cellular component: Cul4A-RING E3 ubiquitin ligase complex. Bases 1 to 999 code for a protein of 332 amino acids.